This is a messenger RNA of Tripterygium wilfordii, 943 nucleotides long. RefSeq names its product protein phosphatase inhibitor 2-like. The record is from RefSeq and is a predicted model, not a curated record. NCBI's taxonomy places the organism in Eukaryota, Viridiplantae, Streptophyta, Magnoliopsida, Celastrales, Celastraceae. Gene Ontology annotation, molecular function: protein phosphatase inhibitor activity. The transcript has 5 exons. Gene Ontology annotation, biological process: regulation of signal transduction. Bases 188 to 733 code for a protein of 181 amino acids.
UGAGGGGUACGUUUGGAAAACAAAAGAUUGUAGAAGGAGUCGCGCGUUGCAAGGUGCAACGCGUUUUAGAGCAUGAGAAUGUCGAGAAUUCCAUAGUAAGAGAACGAGGAGGACGAAUUGACAGUGAGAUCAGUGAACAAUUGCUUGGUGCGGUACCUUUGUGUGGGGCGACAACCAGUUCUAAACAAUGGAGGGUAGCAGGGGACGAGUAAGAUGGGAUGAGACAAAUCUAGGGGAAAUUGAAGCAAAUAAGCCCGUAAGACAGAAAAUCACUGAACCAAAGACUCCAUAUCACCGCAUGGUCGAUGAUGAUGGUUCUCUGUCCCCUAUCCGUGGAAGUUUUGACGAGUGUGCAGGUGGUUCGAUGCAUGCUGAAGACUUGAGGACUGUUUUGAAUGAUGUGGCAUCCUCAAAUAGAAACUCCAUUAGGAUUCCUAGUGGCUGGACUUCAUCUGAAGAUGAAGCUGAUCCUAUGGAGCAAGAUGGAGAUUCCAAAUCAGAUAGAAGUGCAAAGUUCAGGAAGCACAGGCGAGCACACUACGAUGAGUUUUUGAAAGUCAAAGAACUGCGACGUAAGGGUUCCUUUCUCGAGGAUGAAGACGUUGAUGGCGAAGAUAAAUAUGAGAAAUGUGAUUCUUCUUCCUUAAGCGCUGGAGUGGGAGGUAUUGACAUCGAAGAAGGUAAGUUAACUUCGCCUCAACAGUCUGCUUCACAUCCAGCUGAUGGUUCUUAGAAUCCACCAAGGGAUUGAAAUUGUGUCUCUCUUUCUCAAACUCUCCGUUCUAGCAUAUAAAACAAUUAUCUGAUUACCGUUUGGUCUUCUGCAAAUGGCAGUAUUUGUACGUAUACACUCCCUCCCUUAUCUAACUUUGUUCCGAUCAAUUGGCUAAUAUUUUCUUUGAGAAGAUUUAAAGGAAAUAAACAAAACUGGAUAAGAAAUGCA